Molecule: messenger RNA, 774 nt
Organism: Grosmannia clavigera kw1407
Lineage: Eukaryota; Fungi; Ascomycota; Sordariomycetes; Ophiostomatales; Ophiostomataceae
Product: GPI anchored cell wall protein
Exons: 2
Coding region: 1-774 (257 amino acids)
Source: RefSeq, a predicted model, not a curated record
AUGUCUCCUGUCUCGUCUGUCGCCACUGCGGCCCUCCUGCUGGCCGCCGCUGCCAACGCCCACUUCACGCUCGACUACCCCCUGACCAUUGGUUUUAGCGAUGACAACGAAGACAUAGCGCCGUGCGGCCACUUCACGCCCAACUUCUCCUCUGACAACAUCACCGACUUCCAUGUCGAUGGUGACAACAUUGUCACCCACCUGUACCACUCCCAGGGCACAUGGUUGCUGCGCGCCACGCUCGACGAGUCCGCCAGCAGCAAUUGGACCCAGCUCCUCCCCGAGUACGAGCAGAGCGGCCUCGGCAAGCUCUGUGAGCCGUCCGUCACGGUGCCCUCCAGCUGGGCCGGCUCCAACGGCGUGAUCAGCGUCGCCGUCAACGCCCCGGACGGCAUUUUGUACCAGUGUGCUGCAGUCAAAUUCGUCAGUGGUGCUGCCACCACGAAGCAGUCCUCCUGCAGCAACUCGUCCAGCGUCUCGGUCGUCUUCAAGGAUGACGCCAACCUGGCAUCGCUCCUCAACUCCACCGACAGCAGCACCUCUACCAGCACCGCCUCCAGCACCGCCUCCGGCACCGCCUCCAGCACCGCCUCCAGCACCGCCUCCAGCACCGCCUCCAGCACCGCCUCCAGCACCGCUGCCACCACCACCAGUGCCAGCGCCUCCAGCUCUGCCAAGAGCGCCGCUGCUAGCCGUGUAGGCAGCUCUCCGUCCCUCAGCAGUGCCUUCGCCGUCGGCCUGACCCUUCUCGGCAGUGCCUACAUGCUGCUAUAA